Molecule: messenger RNA, 3350 nt
Organism: Homo sapiens (human)
Lineage: Eukaryota; Metazoa; Chordata; Mammalia; Primates; Hominidae
Gene: CD1B
Product: CD1b molecule
Exons: 4
Coding region: 109-828 (239 amino acids)
Cellular component (GO): endomembrane system; plasma membrane; endosome membrane
Source: RefSeq, a predicted model, not a curated record
GGCAGUUGGAAGAGAGAAGAAGUCACUACAGGGUACUGAGGAAAAGCUUUGCUGAAAUUGGAGAUCAAAUACCAGCUCUGCCAGUAAGAAGUUGCAUCUCCCAGUGAAAUGCUGCUGCUGCCAUUUCAACUGUUAGCUGUUCUCUUUCCUGGUGGUAACAGUGAACAUGCCUUCCAGGGGCCGACCUCCUUUCAUGUUAUCCAGACCUCGUCCUUUACCAAUAGUACCUGGGCACAAACUCAAGGCUCAGGCUGGUUGGAUGAUUUGCAGAUUCAUGGCUGGGAUAGCGACUCAGGCACUGCCAUAUUCCUGAAGCCUUGGUCUAAAGGUAACUUUAGUGAUAAGGAGGUUGCUGAGUUAGAGGAGAUAUUCCGAGUCUACAUCUUUGGAUUCGCUCGAGAAGUACAAGACUUUGCCGGUGAUUUCCAGAUGAAAUACCCCUUUGAGAUCCAGGGCAUAGCAGGCUGUGAGCUACAUUCUGGAGGUGCCAUAGUAAGCUUCCUGAGGGGAGCUCUAGGAGGAUUGGAUUUCCUGAGUGUCAAGAAUGCUUCAUGUGUGCCUUCCCCAGAAGGUGGCAGCAGGGCACAGAAAUUCUGUGCACUAAUCAUACAAUAUCAAGGUAUCAUGGAAACUGUGAGAAUUCUCCUCUAUGAAACCUGCCCCCGAUAUCUCUUGGGCGUCCUCAAUGCAGGAAAAGCAGAUCUGCAAAGACAAGGAAAGAUGCAACUGUCCUAUUUCCUAAUAGUUGGGUUAAGGUCAUGGACUGAGUUCUGGGCAAUGGAAUGUGUGGUGUUGGAAGCAUUAGCCAGCUCCAGUCCUGACCACUGAAAAUAUCACAUCUGAUCAUCUUACCCUGUGGUACCAACUUGGCAGUCAAAUUUCUAAAUGGCAAGACUAUGAGAUGGAGAAGAGCAGCCUGAUCUACAUGCAGUUUAACUGCAUGAGAAAUAAACUUCAUUGUGUUAAGCCUCCAAGUUCUAAAGUUUAUUUAUAACUGCAACAUAACCUAGCUAUAUUGGAUAAUAUUAUAAAACCCAGUAAGUAUCAUCCUUUUUGCCCUCUUGAAUUCAGAAGCAAACAAGUUGAAAAUAACAUGAGAUAGAUGGAUCUAAUGGUCAAUCUUGACUUCUGAUAGUGCCACUAGAUAAUUUGCUUUAAGUGUGUAAUCCAAGUGAUCUUGCUCAUACUGGACCCUAAAUGGAGUGGCCUUCUCAUUGUUAUGGACUGAAAGUUUGUGUACCCUCCCAAAGAAAAAAAAAAUCACAUGUUGAAUCCCUAACUCUCAGUGUGAUUAUAUUUGGAAAUGGGGCCUCUAAGAAGUAAUGUCAAUCUCAUGUCUAAACGGUAAGACCCUGAUCCAAUAGGCUUAGUGUCCUUAUAAGAAGAGACACUGGAGUGCCCUUCCACUUUCCUUCUCUGUCUCUCUGUCUCUCCCUGUCGCUCUCUGUCUCUGUGUGUGUGUGUGUGUGUGCACCCACCAUGGAAAGGCCAUAUGAGCUCAUAGUGAGAAGGCAGUUGUCUGUAUAAACCAGGAAGAGAACCUUCACUAGAAACUGAGUCUUCCAGAUGGAGACUUUGAACUUCUAGCCUCUAGAGCUGUGAGAGAAUAACUUCCUGUUGUUUAAGCCACCCAGCUGAUUGCCUUGUGUUAGCACAGCCCAAGAAGACUAAUACACUCACUUAUUUCAGGCAAUGCUGAUAAAACCCUAAGUUCCCCACCUGAGCAGCUGUUCCUGUGAGAGCCAGGGCCUGGAGGAGGAGAGCAAGACUGAGCCUUUGGGGAGCAACUUGCCCAGAGAGGUAAAGGGCAGUAGGAGGUGCUGAUAUAUACUUGCCCAGUUUCCCUCCUGAAUUUAUCAGUGAGAUAAAUCAGUCUGUUUUCAGAGGAAAGAUUAAGGGGUGAGGAAAAAAAAACAAAAAGUAUUUAUGGGAAAUUCCCCCUCAGGGUGCCUAGAAGAGUAAGUAACACCCUCACCCCCAUCAUGGCAAUACGCAUUCAAAUAGAUACCUAGAAAUGUGUGUUCUCCGAAAACUUCCCUCUCCUUUGCUCCACACAGUCACCAUGUCAUUUCUCUCCCUCCACCUGGUUUUUCCUCUCUGAUCUGACUGAUAUGUAGUCCUGCUUUCAUCCUGUGGGACAGAGAUCACAGCCACAGUCCCUGCCGGUGUGUCACAGUCCAUAUCCCUCCAUGUCCAUGCAGUGCUCUGCCCCAGAGCUGCCAUGGAAAACGUGAUCCUUAGAAUGUCUAUCAGCCUAAAAUAUUCAAAUUGCUUUCAUGAAAAAUAACCCAGACUCCUAAGUAUGACAAUUUUAUACACAAGAGUUUAUGUACAUCUAUCCCUAAAAAGGAAGGGUGGAGGUAGUGUAAGAAGGGAAACUGGCAGACUCUUUACACUGGUGAAUACUUAUAAAUAUAGAUGCAAGAAUCUGAAAUUGAUAUAAAAUGCAAUGGGGAGAGGAGUAAGUGGUUAUUAAGCUCUCUGAACACACAAAAUCCUAAGAGAAUAAUCUGAAGUGGGUAGGACACCCUAUGAUUAGAACCCAGCCUGAACAGAGGGGCUGGGUUGUCCCGAGGGAGCCCAGUGCUCUUCCUGUCCUUCCCCAACUUCCCUUUUCUUGUCCUUUUGCUCAGACCACAGACGUUGUUGUGUUUGCCUUCGCCUGGGCUCUUCUUGCCUGUCACUUCCCUAAGACCACUCUAGUGGGUGACUUUUGCACCCCGAGAGAGAGAGAGAUUUCCUCAGAACUCCAGUGUCAUGUUCCCACCCCACACAGCUCUGUCAUCCCUUCCUCCCAGCAGAAACCUUGCCCUCUGCCUACUUCCCCAUUACGGAAACCCCACAAGCCUCCCACAGCCACGUGACUCUUACAUGGCCUUUCAUUUCCUCCUCAACUCUUAUUGAAGUGAUUCACUCCUUCUUUCUGGCCUCCAAGCAUAGUUCCUGUGGCUAGCGUAUAUCCUCCACCCUCUGCCCUCUGCAACAGCCAAAAAGGUCCCAGUCUGAGAGCUAUGAAAACUCCUAGAUUUACCACUUACUAGAAGCACUAAUUCCCCACUGUAAAAUGACAAAAUUGGAGGAACUUGAUAUUUUCUAGUUCCAUUUCAACUUUAAUAUUAUUUGACUUGUCCUGUGCUUCUGUUCAUUUCUGUUUAUACAGUAUUUUCUGUCUCUUCUGGGCUUCUUUGUCUUAAUGUUUAACUUUUCUAUGAUCUCAUAUUGCUUUCUACUUAUCCUUUGUUUGAAUCCCUUGGGUCUCCUCUCUAUCUUAUCACCAAUUCUACCUAAACUCCCUACCCAUUCAUUCUAAGCACCACCCUGGCUAAAUUUUGAAGCCUAAAAUAUUGCUU